Perca flavescens (yellow perch) is the source of this 1854-nucleotide messenger RNA. RefSeq names its product proteasome 26S subunit, non-ATPase 3 (gene psmd3). The transcript has 12 exons. Gene Ontology annotation, biological process: regulation of protein catabolic process; ubiquitin-dependent protein catabolic process. Gene Ontology annotation, cellular component: proteasome regulatory particle, lid subcomplex; proteasome complex. The coding region runs from base 141 to 1694 and encodes 517 amino acids. Gene Ontology annotation, molecular function: enzyme regulator activity; protein binding. Lineage: Eukaryota; Metazoa; Chordata; Actinopteri; Perciformes; Percidae. The record is from RefSeq and is a predicted model, not a curated record.
AUGGAAGUAUCCCACAAUCCUUUGCGCUUCAAAAUAGUUGCCAGUCAUUGUAGCAGCAGAGUGAGGUGACAACGCAGAUCUUGUAUAAUAAUCUAGAUACCUCAGCGAGUUCAGGUUAGUAUUUCUCCCUCCCGGACACCAUGAAGGAGACAGCGGCCAAGCGGCGCGGGGACAAAGCGGCAGGUAAAGACUCUAAAGCGGAGAAGCAGAAAGCUCCGGAGCCGCAGGACGUGGAGAUGACGCCGGAGGAAGACGCAGCUAACGCGGCUAAACAACCCAAAGAGCUGGACAGCCUCACCCUGGACGAUAUCCGAGAACAUGUGAAGCAGAUAGAGAAGGCGGUGUCGGGGAAGGAGCCUCGCUUUGUGCUGCGAGCCCUCCGAGCGCUGCCGUCCACCAGCCGCCGGCUCAACACCAACGUCCUGCACAAAGCCGUCAACGGAUUCUUCACCAACAACACCAACACCAGAGACUUCCUGCUCAGUUUCCUGGAGGAGCCGAUGGAGAUGGCAGAAGGAGACGUCCAGUUCCGUCCCAGGAUGGGUAAAUCGGCGGCUGCUCCUCUGCUGCCAGAGGUGGAGGCUUACCUGCAGCUGCUGCUGGUGGUUCACCUGACCAACAACAAGAGAUACACAGAGGCUCAGAAAGUGUCAGACGACCUGCUGCAGAAGAUCGGCUCAAAGAACCGCAGAGCUCUGGAUCUGGUGGCUGCCAAGUGUUACUAUUACCACGCCAGAGUGUACGAGUUCCUCCACCAGUUUGACUCCAUGCGCAGUUUCCUCCACACCCGUCUGCGUACGGCGACUCUGCGCCAUGAUGCCGACGGCCAGGCCGUCCUGCUGAACCUGCUGCUGAGGAACUACCUCCACUUCAACCUGUACGACCAGGCCGAGAAGCUGGUGUCCAAGUCUGUGUUUCCUGAACUCGCCAACAACAACGAGUGGGCCCGCUACCUCUACUACACAGGUCGUAUUAAAGCGAUCCAGUUGGAGUACUCUGAGGCUCGCAGGACUCUGACCAACGCUCUGAGGAAAGCUCCACAACACACCGCUGUGGGCUUCAAACAGACGGUCCACAAGCUGCUGAUCGUGGUGGAGCUGCUGCUGGGAGAGAUUCCUGACAGACUUCAGUUCAGACAGCCGUCUCUCAAGAGGUCUCUGAUGCCCUACUUCCUGCUGACUCAGGCGGUGAGAACCGGUAACCUGGCCAAGUUUAACCAGGUGUUGGAGCAGUUUGGGGAGAAGUUUCAGACCGACGGGACGUACACUCUCAUCAUCCGCCUGAGACACAACGUCAUCAAGACUGGUGUGCGUAUGAUCAGCCUGUCGUACUCUCGUAUCUCUCUGGCCGACAUCGCCCAGAAGCUGCAGCUCGACAGCCCAGAGGACGCAGAGUUCAUAGUCGCCAAGGCGAUCCGUGAUGGAGUGAUCGAGGCGAGCAUCAACCACGAGAAAGGCUUCGUCCAAUCAAAAGAGACCAUGGACAUCUACGGCACCAGAGAGCCUCAGCUGGCCUUCCAUCAGAGAAUCUCCUUCUGCCUGGACAUCCACAACAUGUCUGUCAAGGCCAUGAGGUUUCCUCCUAAAGCUUACAACAAGGACCUGGAGUCAGCAGAGGAGCGUCGGGAGCGUGAGCAGCAGGAUCUGGAGUUCGCCAAAGAAAUGGCUGAAGACGACGACGACAGCUUCCCAUGAUCCUCUCUGCUGACUUCCUGCCUGCACCCUGACGACAGUAGAUCAGUUAUUACCCACAAUCCCCCUCUCCUCUCCUCUCUCUUCCUGUUUUCCUGCUGUAACCUGUGAACUGUUGGUUUCUCUCUCAUCUCUGAUGAAUAAAAACACUUUGGGUUUGUUC